Messenger RNA from Didymella exigua CBS 183.55, 1936 nucleotides. RefSeq lists its product as uncharacterized. Lineage: Eukaryota; Fungi; Ascomycota; Dothideomycetes; Pleosporales; Didymellaceae. The transcript is spliced from 2 exons. Gene Ontology annotation, molecular function: protein binding. Bases 188 to 1846 code for a protein of 552 amino acids. The record is from RefSeq and is a predicted model, not a curated record.
CGGGGCAAAAGAGCGGAAAGGAAGUGGGGCUACGUCACAACCCUCAAAAAGUUCUGGACGAACCCUUGAGACUUCAACCAAGGUUCUUAAGUACGCGAAUUAAGUGGAACAAUUUGUUGUAUGAUACUUUAUCCGCAACUCAUCAAAUCAGUCUCGAAGCUCUCAUACGCACAAAACCACAGUCGCCAUGGGACCAAAGAGGAAGGACUUUCUGAAGCCAAAGCCGAAAGGCAAGCUCAAAGCGCCGGAGCCGCAAACUGAGAAUGAGUUUUUGGAAGCUGCAGAUGAGCACGAGCAGGCGGCAGGAAAAUGGAGAGCUGGAGACGCGGUGAAAGCGACGCGUUUCUUCAACCGCGCCAUCGACACUUACAAUCAAGGCUUGAAGAAGCAUCCACAGUCUUUCGAUCUUGCGUACAACAAGGCAAACCUGGAGUAUAAUCUGACAGAGGAUGAGCGGAUACUGCCGCACCUGGGCAGCAGAACUGCAUUAUUGGAAGAGACGUUGAACUCGCAUCGCCACGCCAUUUCACUGAACCCUUCUAAUACCGACAUAUUAUUCAAUACUGCACAGGUCCUUACUUCGUUAGCGGAAGCCGGACUAGAAGAAGGGACGCAAGAGGCCGCUAGAACGCCAGCGAGGAAUCUGCUUGAAGAUGCUGUAGACAUCUUCACUGGAUGUUUGCAGAAGCAGCAGCAAGAGUAUGAGCAAAUACAAACAGAGAUCGCAAAGGCUCAAGCGUCGGGAGAGUACCAGGAAGCUUGGCAGGGCGAUCGACCGCAACCUGCUGAAGCGAAGGAGCAAGACGAUGCGAACACCGACUCAGCGUCAGAAGGACCUGGAGACUGGGCCACAGUCGAGGAGCCGGUUACGCCGAUCACUAUACUGGAGACAUGCACAGCACAACUAGGUGCUCUCAUCACUUUGAUUGGGCUGUACACCCCCGAGGAUCUGCCAAGCAUUGAGAAGAAAGCACAAGGCGGUCUCCUGACCGCGACCGAGACCAUUCCCGCUCUCAUAAGUAUCAUCGACGCUUCGCCAGAUUCAGACUCGGAGGAUGAACCAGAAGCGGGCCUAACGUUAUCAAUCGGUCAAUCCACUGCGACCGACGAAAACUCAACAUCACCUAAGGAAGAUGCAGUGCUCGCGGCGGCGAACUUCCAGGCCAGCAUUGCAGAGGCUAUGUACCGGAGUGGCAGAAGUUCACCAAGUCAAUACGCACAACAAGUCGAGCAGGCCUUCGCCACCUUGAUAAAAGAGGCUCAAGGCACCAGCAGCUCAGGCCUUGCAUAUGUCAAUAUCCGCUCUUCGUACGCAGACGCGCUCAUCGACCUCGCAUCCUCGAUAUCGGACAGCCUACAGUACGACCCAACAUCACCUUCCUUCGCCGGAGAUCUGGAGAUUCAGUGGACAGCGCUCUCGCAAGCUCAAAAGACGCUGACCGAACUUUCCUCCGCACCACACUCUUCCCUGCUCUCCGCGUCCCGUCUUGCGGACACCUUCCUCGCCCGCGGCGAUACCGAACUCUUCCGCUUCCGCAUCGCAACCAUACCCGGUGUGAAAUCGGCUUGGGCGAUCAGCAAAGCGGUUAUCGUGGCAAAUGCGGGCGUGUUUUACCGUGGUGCGAGAAGCUAUGCGCAAAACGCUGGGGUAGCGCAGACAAGGGCCACAGCUGAUGCUAAGGCGAUCGUGGCGGAGAUCUUGAAGGAGGUAUCUAGUGGGUCGAGUGCUAGAAAAGUAAACUGGAAGGGCAGAAGUAAUGACGUUGCGGCUGUGCUGGGACAGAUGGUAGAAGAAGGGAUUAUUGCGGAGGAGAACGCGCAGGGGUUGUUGGACUUUGCUGAGUAAUUGUGAGUGAUGUUUUGGUCUAGUGACGAGGUCACACUUGCAUUCACCUCUGACUGUAGCCUACUAAUCUUAAGAUCUUGAGCAAACGGC